Messenger RNA from Callorhinus ursinus (northern fur seal), 1625 nucleotides. RefSeq names its product zinc finger protein 572 (gene ZNF572). NCBI's taxonomy places the organism in Eukaryota, Metazoa, Chordata, Mammalia, Carnivora, Otariidae. Gene Ontology annotation, biological process: embryo development; regulation of transcription by RNA polymerase II. The record is from RefSeq and is a predicted model, not a curated record. Gene Ontology annotation, molecular function: RNA polymerase II transcription regulatory region sequence-specific DNA binding; DNA-binding transcription factor activity, RNA polymerase II-specific. Gene Ontology annotation, cellular component: nucleus.
GAUGGAGCAAGAGCAAAAACUGUUGGUCUCAGAUUCUAGUGGCUUCAAGGAGAGGGAGAGUUUGAAAAGCCCUUUUACAGGAGAUGAAAGUAAGAAUAAUUUGGAAACUGUUCAACACAAUAAUUCCAAGGCAGAGAAAGAGAGAGCCUCAAAAUGGUCUAAAAGAGAUGGCCCCCCAAAAUGUAAGCAUGAGGGUACAAAAGAAAUUCCAUUGACAUGGUCCCAAGGAGAUGAGAUCUGGUGUAAUGAUUCCUGUGAGAAUGAUGGCAAGUCAGAGAAUCAGGGAAAUUCUACAGGAAAAGAUGAAAAACCCAGUCACCAGAGUUGGGACCCAGGGGAGCACUGCAGUGCCUCUGUCCAGCAGAAUUCGAUCUUCAGAGACAAACCCUACAAAUGUUCUGAAUGUUGGAAAAGCUUCAAUAACAGUUCUCAUUUGCGUAUUCACCAGAGGACCCACUCAGGAGAAAAACCUUAUAAAUGUUCUGAGUGUGGGAAAUGCUUCAGUAACAGCUCUCACCUGAUUCAACAUCUGAGAACACACACAGGAGAGAAGCCCUACCAGUGUGGUGAAUGUGGGAAAAGCUUCAGCAAUACCUCCCAUCUCAUUAUCCAUGAGAGGACUCACACGGGAGAGAAACCCUAUAAAUGUCCUGAGUGUGGGAAGAGCUUUAGUAGCAGCUCCCACCUGAUUCAGCACCACAGAUCACAUACCGGUGAAAAACCAUAUGAAUGUCCUAUUUGUGGGAAAUGCUUCAGCCACAGUUACGUCCUAAUAGAACAUCAGAGGAUUCACACUGGAGAAAAACCUUAUAAGUGCCCUGACUGUGGAAAGAGUUUUAGUCAAAGUUCUAGCCUGAUUCGCCACCAGCGGACCCACACAGGUGAGAAGCCCUACAAAUGUCUUGAGUGUGGAAAAAGCUUUGGUUGUAAUUCGACCCUAAUAAAGCAUCAGAGAAUUCAUACGGGAGAGAAACCCUAUCAGUGUACAGAAUGCGGGAAGAGUUUCAGUCGAAGUUCAAACCUAAUUACGCACCGGAAAACCCACACAGGAGAAAAGCCCUAUGAAAGUUCCGAAUAUGAGGAAAGCUUGAGUCAGAACUGCAGUGUGAUAGAAGAAUGCAGACUCCAGCCAGGGGAGAAACCAUACAAAUGUGAAUGCGGAAAGCGUUUUGGUCUCAGCUCCCAUCUCAUUAGACAUCAGAGAACACACACAGGAGAAAAACCUUACCGGUGUUCGGAGUGUUGGAAAACUUUCAGCCAGAGUUCCACCCUGGUGAUUCACCAAAGGACGCACACAGGAGAGAGACCUUAUAAGUGUCCUGACUGCGGCGAGUGCUUUAGUCAGAGCUUUAAUCUUAUCAGGCACCGGCGGACUCAUAUGGGAGAAAAACCUUUCAAAUGCACGGACUGUGAGAAAUGCUUCAGCAGAAGUGCCUAUCUCAAUCAGCAUCGGAAAAUUCACACAGAAAAGUCUUUUGAGUCUCCCGAAGUUGAAGAUUUUCCUCAUGGGUGGACUUGGGAAAACUGUCCGGGGGAAAUGGCCCUCAUCUCUUCUUUUUCGGUCCCAAAUCCAUCUUCUUCUUGAAUCCCAAAGCCUGUUUAUUUGUUUAUUUAUUUAUUUAUUU